AUGUGUAUGGACACACCACAUUUAGAUAGUCAGAAUUUUCAAUCGAAGGGUUCAAUCAUUGAAACUAAAGAAGAACCAUUAGACAAUGCAAGAUAUUUGAUAAGUUCAUCAGAAAAUAGUCCUACAUCCUGUGGUGGUGAUGAUGAUAAUGAUAUCAUCGAAUUUGGUCCAAUUAAAGUUAAACCACGUAAAAAACCAGCUCCUACAUUAGCUACUGGUCGUCGAUCAAAAUAUGAAACUUUAAGUCCAGAAGAAGAACAAAAACGUGAUUUAAGACGAGCACGUAAUCGUGCUGCUGCUGAACGUGUACGUAUAAAUCGUUUAACUGUUGAACAACAAUUACAAGGACAAAUCGAUGCAUUAGAACAGCAAGAAGAAAACUUAUCAAGUCAUGUAGAUAUGCUUGAACAGCAUAAACUUCGUUUAGAAACACGAAUUCUUACACAUGAUAAAAUAUGUUCAAAUAUGAAUUCAAUGAAUAUACUAGAUGAUUAUCUACCUGCACCUACUGUAAAUAAUACUUCAACAUUUAAACAAAUGGAACAAGUAUCUCAAUUUGAUUUUGAUGAAUUGUUUCCUGAAUCAACUUCAUCUGUACAAAUGCAACAAAAUAAUAUGUUGAAUUUUCCAUCAACUAUAAUCUCCGAUGAUGAUUUCUAUGAUCCAUUGAUGGAUUUAUAG
This is a messenger RNA of Adineta steineri, 681 nucleotides long. The record is from the annotation of a GenBank genome assembly. NCBI's taxonomy places the organism in Eukaryota, Metazoa, Rotifera, Eurotatoria, Adinetida, Adinetidae.